CUUCCAUGUUAUCGGGAGGCUGAUCGACUUGACUACCUCUGGCGACGACAUAGACACCUCUACUUGCAGUUUUAGACAUUUUGCCUCUCUUUUUCUUCGCAAAUUCAACCGAAUACACCAUACACUGCCGAGCCAUUGCACGGGACCGUUAUGUCCUGAAGGCCCUCAUGUGCCUGGCCUCGACGCCGAAUAGAGAACCACAGCCUCGUUACUUCGAACCACACACCCAAAACUCACAUCGGGCAAUUGGAGACUGCAGUUGAAUACUACCCCUUGGAUCGUCUAGUAUUUUCUCAGCUUUGUAGAGAACCAGCAGAACACAAUGGCGGACUCCCGGGAUCUUGAACCCCCGCCACAGACCCACGUCGAGGACCCGGGGGCCCAUCAACUGGCUGAGGCUUCAGAUUCGGAAGAUCAAUUUACAGACGCACAGUCCGCACCUACGAGCCCCGGUGUCAGCUCACCGGUCCCCAAGACACGAGUGGAACUAGUGGACAACGAACCAUCAUAUGGAGAAGUGCCUGGCACUGAAGCGUACGAGAAAAGAGAGCAAGAUGCUGAACCUGAUGAGAUCGCCGUGGUACCCGAAAAUGCUUCCGAAUCACCACCACCUACCCCUCUCGAGCCGGCCGAUAUUCCUGUAACGAUGGUUGAAGAGUCCGUUGGUGAAUACCCUGGUCAGGACACUCCGCAGGAGCUGGAGAAGCAUAAAGCAGAUGCUACCCCUGAUAUUAUAUUGAGCCCUAAUGGCGAGUUAAGGAGCGGUAAUGAGGAUGCUAUUUCUGACGCCCCUCUUUCACCCCCCUCCUCUGCAGCCUAUUCGAGAAGAGAGUCUAUAUCAUCCCAGCCAACGGUCUUGGCUGAGAAAAAAGAAGCAGCUGACCCUGGCAGUGGUGGUGGCGAUGACAAUGAUAUGGCAGUUGAGGAAGGUGAUGAAAAAUGUGGUGAAGAAGGUGGUGGUGGUGAAGGGGUUGAAGAAGUGGUUGAAGAAGGGCUUGAAAAAGGGAUUGAAGAAGGGGGGGAAGAAGGCGGCGAGGAUGACGAUUUCGGAGAUGACUUUGACGACUUUGAAGAGGGCGGCCACGAUGAUGACUUUGAUGACUUUGAGGAUGGUUUCCAACACGCUGAGCCUACUACGACUACAACACCGGCACCUCUUCCAGUCCAACCACAACACUCACUACCAUUUUCGAUACCCGACUUCGAUGGGCUGAGCCCCGAUGAAGUCACUUCCGCAAUUGAACCAUGUUUACAUGACCUCUUUCCCCCCGAGGAACUCGACUUCCAGGCCUUCCCCCAGCUAUCAAAAGACUCAUCCAUCUUCCUGACGCCCCGCUCCGCCUCCCUAUGGUCUCAGCUUGUUGCUCCCCCACCCCUGGCACCCCCCGACUGGAUUCGUUCGCGAACCCGCCGUCUAUUUCUCGUCUCUCUCGGCGUUCCCGUAGACUUGGACGAGAUUCUUCCGGCAUCCAAGCAGAAGAAGCUUGUGCUGCCGUCGCUUAAUAUUCCCGCCGCCUCACCCAGAGGGUCAAGUGACCUGCGGUCGGCAACAAGACUAAAUCAGGGUGAUGGGAAUGCUUCAUCAACAUCGGUAGACUCUCAUGGCAAACCAUCGGCGUCUAAGAGGAGGAAAGGACCGCCACCUCCGCCAGAGUUAGACCUGGUAGUGGCAAAACACGUCUGCCAGACAACAGACGAGGCGUUGAAAGGUAUGACCGAUCAGGAACUAAAGGACCAUGUGGCCAAACUGGAGGCCAUGCAGGGAGCAGCCAAGGAGGUGCUGGAUUACUGGACAAAACGGACGGACGAAAAGAUUGGGGAUCGGGAGGCAUUUGAAGGGGUUAUAGAAAACCUGGUGGCACACGCACGUAAAGUACGAAAGUAGAAACUUGCAUGAUGAUUUAUAUAUUAUGGAUCGUCCAAUUAUUCAACUCAUUGAUUGGCCCAG
Molecule: messenger RNA, 1948 nt
Organism: Trichoderma asperellum CBS 433.97
Lineage: Eukaryota; Fungi; Ascomycota; Sordariomycetes; Hypocreales; Hypocreaceae
Source: RefSeq, a predicted model, not a curated record